Molecule: messenger RNA, 1095 nt
Organism: Kalmanozyma brasiliensis GHG001
Lineage: Eukaryota; Fungi; Basidiomycota; Ustilaginomycetes; Ustilaginales
Product: Methyltransferase type 11
Exons: 1
Coding region: 1-1095 (364 amino acids)
Molecular function (GO): S-adenosylmethionine-dependent methyltransferase activity
Source: RefSeq, a predicted model, not a curated record
AUGGCCACCUUCUCGCGGACCACCUUUGACGCGGCCUCCUACCUCGCUUUUCGACCGUCCUAUCCGCGGUGGGUGCACGACAAGGUGCUGGCGUAUCACUUUGGUCGAUCCCCUUCCUCGAGCGCGAGCUCGCAGUUGGCGGUGGACCUAGGUUGUGGGCCUGGCAUCUCCACUCUCAGUCUGCUGCCGCACUUUUCUCGCGUCAUCGGUGUCGAUCCUUCCUCCAAGAUGGUCGAUGCAGCCGUGACACCCGAUACGCCGAACCUGCCGUCCAAUCUGAUCCCGGAUCCGGCCGACGGACCCACCGGCCAACUGGGCCAGAUCGAAUAUCGUCAAGGCUACUCUGAAUCACUUGACUUCCUACAGGACGGCUCUGUAGACCUAAUCACCGCCGGUCAAGCAGCACACUGGUUCGACUACCCUUCCUUCUGGCGUGAGGCAACACGCGUGGUUCGACCCGGCGGCAGCGUUUGUCUCUACGGCUACCCCGACUUUUUCCUGCCGGAGUUUCCAUCUACUCGCUCGCUGCUGAACAAGUUUGCGCUCAAGGAUGGGGCCGCGCCAGGCAGUCCCAAAUUGAAUGCGGUGGACGAGCAGCCGGAGAAGGUGGAUAGCAUCGGUGCAUACUGGGAGCAGCCCGGUCGGUCUAUUGUCAAUGCAGGCCUUUCCCCCGUUCCCUUCCCCUUCACCUACCCCGAGAUGGCGUCUCACUGGGACGAAGGUUCCGCCUUCAAACGCACCUUUUCAACCACCGGUCUACCGAAAGAACACCACUGGUCCUCUUGGCCUCCCCCCACCACCCACCCCCUCACCGCGUCCCUCCCCGAUGAGGUAGCAAGCGAGUUUACGGGCAAGCAGGAAAGCGCAACAAUGGAUAAACACCUCGACUGGUCCCAACUCGCCUCCUACCUUCGCACCUGGAGCGCUACCCACACCUACCUGUCCGAACAUCCCAACGAAAAGGCAGAUGUGGUGGAUCGCUUCGUUCAGCAGCUCAAGCAGGCCGUGACACGGGAGAAUGGUGGAAACGAGGUCGAGCAGUUGCACCUCCGGUGGCCGCUGUGCUUUGUCAUGGUCCAGAAGAAGUCGGUAUAG